GGUACGGUUACAACGCCAGCCACAAUCGUUAGUUUAUCAACGAUUCCUGUUGCUACUGGCCAUGGAGGUCUAAGUGUUCUCCGAGCGGCACCUACUCAACAAGCUCAAUCAGCCCCACAGUUGGCCUCAAAUGCAACUGUCUCUAUAACUUCUGAUAAGAUAUCCCAAGUCAAUCAAUUAGCUGCUUCAUCCGCCUCUUUGACUGUAGCCUCUCCGGCUCUCUGUCCUUCGAUCGUUACAUCACAGCCGACUCCACAGACUGGCCAUAGUGCUGCUAAUGUUAUAAAUACGAUGCUUUCUAAUUCAGGAGCUUCAGUUACUUUGGUUGGAAGUGCAACUCCUGCAUCAGCCCAAGCAUUAGGGGCGCAUGCUCAUCUGUCACUGCAAUCGUUUUACGAAGCAGCUGCCGUCUCGCCAUCCGUCGCCGGACCAACUCCCAUCUCGAACAUUUUUAUUGCUCCGGCGGCUGCAGUGACGGGUACCACUGCUUCGUCUGUAUCAGUUGCAACGCCCUUAGUUCCACCACACAGUCCAAAUGCCAUGGCCACGGUUGUUACUUCAGUGGCCCCAACUUCCGUCACCAUACCAACUUGCCAGCAAGCCAUGCCUGAGCAAUCAACAACAUCUACUACAACAACAGCGGUUUUGGCAGCAGCGGCUGCUGCUGGUUAUCAUUUGGCCAUGGCUGAGGCUCAAAAAAAGCACAUGAACACGUCCGCAAAUGAAGAUUCAAGUGCCAAGAUGUUUGCUACCUCUAGUAAUGCUAGCUCAUUUGGAAAAUUCUCCAGCAAGCUAGAAGAAAGUUCGGGCGUUGCGUGCUCUAGCAGAAAACCAUCUACAGAUAGCUUAUCAACGUCCUCUGGAGACAUGGAUGAUGCUUCUUCAGACGGACAGGAGUCAGGAGAUGUUGAAUUUACUUCUGUACAUGGUUGUGAUUGUGACGAAUCAACUGCUUCUUCUUCACCUGAAAAUCAAUCUCCCAUAACUUGCCGUCGGCGCUGUAACCAUCAUCACACGUCAGGGACCAGUGUAAAUGUUCGGAAAAGCAACGCAUUGAUUGGAAGUCGACAUCAUCAUCACCAUCAUCAAAGACACAAGUUUCGUGGCCUUGAUCAAUUUCCUACAGUUUCUGCUGCGGCUGUAGUCGCUGCAGCGGCCGCAGCCUUGGCGGCCAGGUCUACUUCUGCAAGUGCCUCUUCUGUGGAUGCGAAAGAUUUAGACUCGAUGGCCAGACAUCCUUUGGUAAGCUAA
This is a messenger RNA of Protopolystoma xenopodis, 1251 nucleotides long. The record is from the annotation of a GenBank genome assembly. NCBI's taxonomy places the organism in Eukaryota, Metazoa, Platyhelminthes, Monogenea, Polystomatidea, Polystomatidae.